Molecule: messenger RNA, 2385 nt
Organism: Cloeon dipterum
Lineage: Eukaryota; Metazoa; Arthropoda; Insecta; Ephemeroptera; Baetidae
Exons: 3
Coding region: 1-2385 (794 amino acids)
Molecular function (GO): protein binding
Source: RefSeq, a predicted model, not a curated record
AUGGAUGAUUCCCCAACAAGAGAGAGCAACAAUGACCAGGAAUUCGAGUCAAGCGAGGAACUGGAAUUCGACCCAAAAGCAUCUCUUGAAGAAGAGUUGGAGUUCGUGAACAAGUGCAGAAGUUCUAUUCCUGCGAUUCUGAUUGCUGCAGAAUUCGGAGAUUUAGAAGUUUGCCGGGAACUCGUGCUGAAUCUAGGAGCGGACGUCAACGUGACAGACAAAAAUGGCAACGACGUGUAUCAUUGCGCCGCCAAGAACUCCUGCGAGAACGGAUUGCAAUUGAUCGAUUUCUUUGCGACUCACGGUGCCGAAAUGGAAAGGAGAAAUAAUUUUGGUCUUGAUGCAGUUAUAUUAGCUCUACGCCAGAGGAACUUUGAGUUUGCAAUCAAGCUGUUCAAUUAUUAUGAUUCGCCGAACAGUUUCCUGUCGCAUUGCAUUUGUGAAAAACUGGAAACGUUGAAAUUCGCUUUUGAGAAGGACGCGUCAGUGGUCAAAGUGAAGGGCAGUGACGAAUUUGACAGGGAAAUUUCGUAUGAGGUGGCGUGGAUGCACAGUCUUGAAACGUUUAAGUGGAUCAUUGAGAUCGCUGGCAGCUCUAAUUUAGUCGAAAGUGAAGAAUGGCAACUUAAAAUUCUGGAGCAUGCCGCGCGCAAUGACGAAGCUGGCGAGGAUAUUGCCCGCUUCAUGUUUUCUUCCUACGCAACUAACUUGACCAGCGAAGAUUUGACAACUCUUCUUGGUGUUGUCAUGUAUUCUUGUUUUCUGCCUUUUGUGAACUUGAAAGUUAUUGCAUUAUUAAUUGAACAUGGUGCCGACGUGAACGUGAGCAUAGAAGGGAAAACACUCUUUGAUUACUGCGUUGCAGAAAAUUCUUUAAGGACCGCCCAGUUUUUGUACGAACUGGACCAAGAGAAGACGAUUUGCUCGCGCACGUUGUUUUACGCGGCUUGGAAAGCGGACGUUGCGAUCCAUUUUUCUUUUGUAGUAGACAUAUCCACAGAUGAAGAAGAGCAAUUCGAGGAAUUCGAUCAAUCGGCAUCUCUCAAAGAAAAGCUGGAAUUUAUCCACAGUGGCAACUGCUGCCCCAAAAUUCCAGCCAUUCUGCACGCGGCAGAAUUCGGUGAUUUAGAAGUAUGCAAGGAACUCUUGGAGCAGGGCGAAGACGUCAACGCUACAGACGAACAUGGCUACGACGUCUAUCACUGCGCGUCUUUGAAUAAAAUCUGCGGUUUGGAACUGAUCGAUUUGUUUGCAGCCCACGGUGCUGAAAUGAAAAGAAUAAGUCGCUCUGGCUUUGAUGCCGUCUCGCUCGCCCUCAGCGAUAAAAACGUAGAGUUUGCGAUCAAGCUUUUCAAUUUAUACGAAUGGCCGAACAGCUUUCUUUCGUGUUACCUUCGUAAAAGUAACGACUUGGAAUUGAUGAAAUUAGCUUUUGAGAAGGACCCAUCUGUGGCCAAAGUAAAGGGAGAAGACGGAUUCGACAGGAAAAUUUCGUAUAAUUUGGCGUGUUGGUCCAAUCUAGAAGUAUUCAAGUGGAUUAUUCACGUAGCCCGCAGCGUUGAAGAAGAUGUAGUGAAACAGAAAGAAUGGCAACUUCAAAUUCUUAAGUACUCUGCUUUCAACGACCACGGCGAGGAUAUCGUCAACUUCAUGUUUUCCUCGCUCAUCAGGAAUUUGACGAGACAAGAUUUGACCCCUCUCCUCGUUACUGUCGUGUCAUCUAGGAUGCCUCAAGCUGUGAACGUGAAAGUUGUUGGACUAUUAAUCAAACAUGGUGCCGACGUGAAUGCAAGCAUAAAAGGAAAAUCCCUCCUUGAUCACUACGUGGCGUUGAAUUUAUUAUCGGCUGCCAAGUAUAUGCACGAAUUGAACCCAAAGGAGAUUUGCGCGAGCACCUUGAAUUACGCCGCAGCGAAAGCGGAUGUCGAAAUGUGCCAUUGGCUCGUUGGACGUCGCAUGGCCCCCAAGAUGAAAGACUUAAUUCCUGAUUUCCUCAACAGCAUUACACGGAACCACCAACACGGAGCAAAUCUCAUUCGUCACUUUGCUCCAAUUCUGAGUGAUUAUGUAAAUAUUGCCUCCGGAAUGAAGCCAUAUGAUCUUAAGAGUCCACUUCAAUCAGCUAUGGAUAACAAAAACCUCAGAGUCGCUGAAGCUUUGCUCGAAAUCGGCGCCGAUUUGAACGUGAGAUAUAGGACCCUUAAUCUGCUCAUCUACUGCUUGGGGAUUAAUUUUCUGGAAGGCGCCAUAUUUGUGUACUCCAAGGACAAGAGCCAGCUGCAGGCGGGAAUAAGGGACACCGCUAUGCACAUCGCCAAAAUGUAUAAAAACCUGGAUAUGGAGCUAUGGCUGCGUAUAAUGGCAGUGCACCCUUUUGGGCACUGA